UUCAAAUAUCGCACUUACGCACCUAGCGAGCACUCCGCUGUGCCCAGCGAGUCGUUCUUUCAACUCGGUGUGCUCUGUUCUCCAAUUCAUCCCAUUGGCCGUCCACAAUGCCACAGAAGUUGAAGCUCGCAGCCGCGCAAAGCCGCACCCUUUCCACCACCGCGGAGACGCUCCACGCGCUUGAAGCAACCACACGUAAAGCCGCAUCCCAAGGCGUUGACAUCAUCCUCUUCCCGGAGGCUUACCUAGGCGGUUACCCACGCACCUGCACCUUUGGCAAUGCGGUAGGGGGACGAACGACCGAGGGCCGCGACCAGUUCCUCUCCUACUUCCAUGCAGCUGUUGACUUGGGCGACACGCCGUCUGGCGGCGGAGACGACUGGGUAGAACGACGCCUCGAGUUACCAAAAGGCAAGAAGUACCGCGGCGAUGGCACCCGCGAGGAGCUCGAGCGCAUCGCCCGCGAGACUGGCGUCUUCAUCGUUACGGGACUUGUCGAGCGAUGCGCGGGUACCCUCUACUGUGGUGCGCUCUACGUAUGUCCCAAAGCCGGUGUGCUGGGCAAGCGACGCAAAGUCAUGCCCACGGGUAGCGAGCGCAUGAUUUGGGGCCAGGGGUCGCCGUCCACGCUACGCGCUGUCACCACGGAGAUCAAGGGCGUGAGGCUGUGCAUGGCGGCGGCCAUCUGCUGGGAGAACUACAUGCCGCUGCUAAGGCAGGCACUGUAUAGCCAGAAUGUGAAUUUGUGGUUUGCGCCGACGGCGGAUGCGAGGGAUAGCUGGGCGAGCUUAAUGAGGACGGUGGGAAUUGAGGGGAGGUGCGCGGUGGUUAGCGCAAAUCAGUGUGUCAAGAAGAGCCAAUUGCCGGAGUGGAUUACUGGGGAGUCUGCGACGACGACGACGACGACGGCGAAUGGCAAUGUGAGCGAAACCGCAGAGCCUGGUCACAAUAGGUCGAGGAGAAGAAGCACGAUCACUGUGACUGAGGACAAGCAUGAGAUAUGCUGGCCCAUCGUCGAGGAGAAAGCGAACGGCGCUUCGCAGCCAAACGGCGACGGCUCGGCCAUCGAAGACGAACCUCAGACAGCUAUCCAUACCGCUGCUCCCAAAAGCAAACUUUCGCAGUCCAUAACACACUCCGCACCUCAGGGGCAGGUUGACCCCAGUGGCAACGAAUUCGUCUCCCGUGGUGGCUCUUGCAUCGUCUCACCCUUCGGCGAGGUCCUCUCGGGCCCACUGUGGGAGGUCGAGGAUGAGAUGCUGAUCCAGAAAGUCGAUUUCGAAGACUGCGAGAGGGGCCGCCUGGAUCUAGAUGUAGCGGGGAGCUAUGGAAGGUUAGAUAGCUUCCAUCUAUCCGUGGAUGGGCUAGAUCUAAACCCUCCGCCGUAGUGGAUGUGAAGAUCCAUAUUUGACGUGUUGGCAUCGAUCAGGGAUAGCUUGAGAUCAUCACUAGGUUGACAGCUUGGGCGAAAGCUUAAGCGUUGUAAUGCUCAGUCGGAGAAUAUAAGUAUCGUACUAGAUCGCCAUGGCAAUUUUAGGGGCGGAGUGCUGUGGGACUGUUA
Paraphaeosphaeria sporulosa is the source of this 1561-nucleotide messenger RNA. RefSeq names its product carbon-nitrogen hydrolase. Gene Ontology annotation, molecular function: catalytic activity. NCBI's taxonomy places the organism in Eukaryota, Fungi, Ascomycota, Dothideomycetes, Pleosporales, Didymosphaeriaceae. The transcript has a single exon. Bases 108 to 1388 code for a protein of 426 amino acids. The record is from RefSeq and is a predicted model, not a curated record.